Molecule: messenger RNA, 1387 nt
Organism: Triticum urartu
Lineage: Eukaryota; Viridiplantae; Streptophyta; Magnoliopsida; Poales; Poaceae
Source: RefSeq, a predicted model, not a curated record
AUGACGCAGAGGCUGCCUGACAGUUUUAUGAACAUGCUGAUGGGUGAAGAUCCGCCAAAUAAUGUGAAGCUGCGACAGGCCGACAGCGGGUUUCGCAGGCUGUGGGAUGUGGAGUUGGUGAUCAAGGAGGGCCACAUGUACUUGUCUCGUGGGUGGGAGAAGUUCUACCGUGCCUACGACCUGCGGCUGGGGUACUUCCUUCUCUUCAGGUACGACGACGACGCCACCAUGCUCAUCGUGAAGGUGUUCAACGUGACUAUGUGUCGCAUGCGCUACGCUGAAGAUUAUGAUGCCGGUGGAGCCAUGGUGAGUGAAGCUGCAGGAGUAGCAAUGGAGUCCCACGGUGGCGGCGGGUCUAACCCGUCGGGUAGCUCUCAGUACGCGGGGGAGCCGACGGCUUUUGUGCCGACGCCCGAGCGGCCGGUGUUGCGUUUAAACUCAAAGCUAUCAAGAGCUUGCAAGCAGCCUGACACCCGCACUACCCUAGAAAACGCAACGGCAAAACAUAUGGAUCACAGCAAGAACUGCGACCAUGGCCUGGCAGAGAUCGAAGCGCUGCUGCGUCGGGAGCAGGAGCUCGUGACGCAGCUCCGAGCGCUCAUCCUUCCACAACUCCACAACGUGGAUAGCGGGUCGGCCGAGCUCGCCGCCCAGCUCUUCGACGACGUGAUCGGCUGCAGCACCAGCGUCGUAUCUAAGCUCUUCACUGCUGGAAGUGGAGCGACCAUCGAGCUCAUCGACGACAAGUCCUUAGUGAGGAAGAAAAGCCCUAGUACUGCUGCUGCUGCUGCUAUCGAUGACAAGAUGGACGAACAGGCGAAGCCUAGCUGCAUCGUUGGUCGAAAGAGAAGGAGGAACGACGGCAAGCGAUCAAGAUCACUCGUGACCAAUGUUCCGCAUUAUGAUGGUCACCAGUGGAGAAAAUAUGGGCAGAAGAACAUCAACGGAAGGCAACAUGCUAGGAGCUACUACAGAUGCACCUACACAGAACGGAACUGCUCAGCAACUAAGACAGUUCAGCAACAAGAUCGAGAUGGCGGCGGUUCUAUUUAUUCCGCAGACGCUGGUGAGGAUCAGGGUGCAAAGUACACUGUCGUGUACUACGGUGAUCACACAUGCAAGGCCGGCGACAACAUCAGUAACAACAUUAUCGAUCAUCUGCCCAAUCUUGUAGAUAUAGAUCUUCGGAGGGGUGAAACAGAGCGAGUAACGGCAGAAAUUUCAGAGUUCGACAUGGAAUUAGAUGUGCCGGCUCUGCUAGAGGUGUUCAACAAUUCUCAGCUGAAUUGGGAGAUCGUAUGCUAGCCAGUUAGUAGACAUAUUUGUUUAACUUAAGCAUGUUUGGGUGAGUGCUCAAAUUUGAUGGUAAAUUAUUUCAAUGGUUCUU